CAUUGAUAGUUCGCAAUGGCGAAAUCAUGGUCAUCUGUGUUUGCAAAUAUACCGCCUAGUUUUUGGGGUUAUCUUGGCACAUUUUUAGCUCUAGGACUUGCUGUUCUUGGUGCAGGAUGGGGCAUUUUAUUAUGCGGUACUUCCAUUAUGGGAGGUUCAGUUAAUUCGCCGCGUAUUACUGUGAAAAACCUCGUAUCUGUGAUUUUCUGCGAAGCUGUUGGUAUAUACGGCCUUAUUGUUGCUGUGCUUCUACUCAAUGCUUCUUUGGGUUUCACUGCCACCCCUCGUCCUGAUGAUUUUAAUGCUGACAAGCGUAUUACGUUGUUAUACUUCUUAGAAGUACAUCGUGGUUACGUAUUGUUUGCUAUUGGAUUGACUUCUGGUCUAUGCAACUUGUUUUGCGGUCUCUCAGUUGGUGCUGUUGGCAGCGCUUGUGCUUUAGCUGAUGCUCAGAAGCCUCAGUUAUUUGUGAAGAUUCUUAUGGUUGAGAUUUUCGCUGGUAUUAUCGGUCUUUUUGGCGUAAUCUUUGCCGUACUUCUUCUUAGUACUAUGCCUUAGUAUAUUCAUUUGAAC
Messenger RNA from Babesia bovis T2Bo, 573 nucleotides. Its product is annotated as ATP synthase subunit C domain containing protein. Gene Ontology annotation, molecular function: proton-transporting ATPase activity, rotational mechanism. The transcript is spliced from 4 exons. The record is from RefSeq and is a predicted model, not a curated record. NCBI's taxonomy places the organism in Eukaryota, Apicomplexa, Aconoidasida, Piroplasmida, Babesiidae. Gene Ontology annotation, biological process: proton transmembrane transport. Bases 16 to 558 code for a protein of 180 amino acids. Gene Ontology annotation, cellular component: proton-transporting V-type ATPase, V0 domain.